AUGAAAAACUUUACACCAGUGUCUGGAUUUAUUCUCCUGGGGUUCAAGGAUCACCCAGAAUUACAGUGUCUUCUUUUUGUGUUGUUUCUUCUCAUCUAUAUGAUCACCGUUGUUGGAAAUCUUGGUAUGAUUCUAUUAAUCAAGAUUGAUUCACAUCUCCAUACUCCAAUGUACUUUUUCCUCAGUAACUUGUCCCUUGUUGACUUCUGUUAUUCUUCUGUCAUUGCCCCUAAUAUGCUGAUAAAUUUCUGGGUGGAGAACCCAGUCAUUUCAUUUAAUGAAUGUGCCACUCAAUUCUUCUUUUUUGGCUCCUUUGCUGGCAUUGAGGGUUUUCUGUUGGCUGUCAUGGCCUAUGACCGUUAUGUGGCCAUCUGCAAGCCUCUGCUUUAUACAGUCCUGAUGUUCCCCCACCUCAGUGCCCUCCUGGUGUUAGCCACGUAUCUUUCAGGCUUUGUAAAUGCUUCCAUUCACACUGGCUUCACCUUCCAGCUGUCAUUCUGCUGCUCCAAUAUCAUUAACCAUUUUUAUUGUGAUAUUCCACCCCUCCUGAAACUCUCUUGUUCUGAUGCACACGUCAAUGAGGUUGUCAUUUUUGCCUUUGCCAGUUUUAAUGAAUUGAGUUGUCUCCUACUGAUUCUUGUUUCCUAUCUCUACAUCCUUGCUGCCAUCUUGAGGAUUCACUCUGCAGAAGGGAGGCACAAGGCCUUCUCCACCUGUGCUUCCCACUUGGUGGUGACCACUAUCUUCUUUGGGACAAUCCUGUUCAUGUAUCUGCAUCCCAGCUCCAGCUACUCAAUGGAUCAAGACUAA
Messenger RNA from Pongo pygmaeus (Bornean orangutan), 810 nucleotides. RefSeq names its product olfactory receptor 5AP2-like. The coding region runs from base 1 to 810 and encodes 269 amino acids. Gene Ontology annotation, molecular function: olfactory receptor activity; G protein-coupled receptor activity. The transcript has a single exon. NCBI's taxonomy places the organism in Eukaryota, Metazoa, Chordata, Mammalia, Primates, Hominidae. Gene Ontology annotation, cellular component: membrane. Gene Ontology annotation, biological process: G protein-coupled receptor signaling pathway. The record is from RefSeq and is a predicted model, not a curated record.